Molecule: messenger RNA, 540 nt
Organism: Stylophora pistillata
Lineage: Eukaryota; Metazoa; Cnidaria; Anthozoa; Scleractinia; Pocilloporidae
Molecular function (GO): protein binding
Source: RefSeq, a predicted model, not a curated record
UUCGUUGGAUCAAUGUCCUGCGAGCGCUUGCUCACCGACACGAUCAAGGGCGGAGACAGAGAUCUUUUACAAACUCUCAUAGAUGUGCAAGAUUUAGUUAAGGAUAAACUCCAAGAGAUUCGUGUUAGUCCCUGGAACAAGACUUUGCUGCAUGUAGCGGCGGAAACUAAGGGCAAUUUUCACAUCAUCGAUCUGCUCACUGACGUAUUUCGUGAUGUCAAUGUGAAGACCUUGAGGGAGCAGACGCCGUUACAUUGUGCAGCGGAUGUGAACAUCGCUAAGAAACUUGUGGAGGCUGGAGGCAAAGCUGACCAAACAGAUCAAUUUGGAGAGUCGCCUGCGAUGGCCGCUGCGAGGAACAAUCAUUGGGACGUAGCGGAAUUUCUAAUCGUAUACAACGGUUUCGUCACAAAUAUGUCAAACAAGUUCGGUCAAACCCUGCAAAGUAUGGCCGCACUUUGGGAAGCUCCUUCUUCAGUGAAAAGACUUCUUCAGGCGCAGUCGUAAGGCUAUCCUGUGAUGAAGAAGAAGGCGAUUGGG